UGCGGACCAGCAGCUGUAGCAAGCCGCCUCCACCGCGUGUAAUGACUCGAACGUGAUGGACAUUUACUCCUUAAUCCUGGAGAACCUCAAACAGGGUUUUUGGGUGCUGUGAAGGCAACUGGGCACAACACCAGAAUAUCAGAAGCAGUUGAUAACCAAGAGGCCAGAGAAGCUCACAGCACAAUCCAGAGAAGCAGAUUGCUCACUGGGGUUGCAGGCAACUGCUUUCCCACCGAGAUGCUUUCUACAAACUCAAGGCAGCCCAGAGGGGAAGCAUCAGAUCCACUUUCAGGAUGAGGAGAGUAUGGCCCAGGAAGGCAUGGUUGGCCACCGUCACACAGCUGCUGAGACAUGGAACUGGGCUCCCUCUCAGAAUCCGGCAGCUAAAUGGCACCUGUGUUGGCUCAGUGGACUUGGAGCUCUUCCUCCAUUAUUCUCUCAUCCCAUCACUCUUCAUCAUUUUGGUCUUGUCCUUUCUCCAAAAACGAGAUCACCGUAAGCAGAGAGAUGAAACUUCCCACCUCCUGGGAAAGCGCUUUGAAAUCAUCAUACCUCUGGACUUCGUGGGCACCUUUAGUAACCGAUGGUCCUAUGGCAUCGCCUUUGGGGCCACGGCCAACAAGGUCAUGUUCUUGUUCUCAGAAGGCUACCAGCCCUUGCAGAUCCCGCAGUGGGCCCAAGCCUUUGUGCUGCUGAUUGGAGGCGUGGAAGUUGGCCUGUCCCACUUCCCCUUCUUUGCCUGCCUCUCGUCGGAGUUCCAGCUGGUCAGCUCCAUCCUCGGCUUCAGCUACUCUCUGAUCUGGUUUGCUGUCACCAUCCUUUACAUCACAGAGUGUCCCCAUGGGCAGUUUUUGGGGAGGUACGAGACAGUCAUGUUCUACUGGCCUUCACUGCUGUGCCUGGCCUUCCUGCUGGGCCGCUUCCUGCACAUGUUUGUCAAGUCUCUGAGGGUCCACCUGGGCUGGGAGCUGCCGAUGGAAGAAAAGCCUUUCCUGGAAGCUCACCAGGCAGAGCACGUCAAACGGCUCCUGAGGAAGCCCCCCCUGCAGGAGUCUAAAAAGUCCUGGUUCCAAACCAGAAUAUAUGAGUGGGACCCUUGCUUUCAGUUCCCAAGCAGAAUGAUUGGAACCAUUGUGUUGGCUUUCAUAUGCCUGUACCUUUUCAUUGUCAUUGAGUUCUGCAUGUUCGUGUUUGUGAGAGACGAGCUGGAUGUGUUUGAAGGGGAGCUGGAGAACUACAUCGCCUCCAUGAACCAGACGGGGACCCUGACCCCAGUCAUCCUGCAGGUGAAAGAGCUGAUGAGCGUCAGCAAAGGAGUCUGGCUGGUGACCAUCUUGCCCGCCUCUUUCACGUGCGUCAGCUAUCUGUUCCACAUAUUGGCCUGUUACAGAAAGCACAUGAAGAGGUUGUGGGCAGGAAAUAAGCACUUUCUUCCUUCGAAGUUCCAUAAUCCUUCCUCAGCAGAGAGUGUGGUGGCCAUUGCAAGAUACUCUGGCUGGCAAAUAGCUUAUAUUCUGUGGGGCUACCUCAUCAUCCACGUGGUACAGAGCCUAUGCGGCAUGCUGAUCAUGUACGGCCUGGUGUUGCCUAUCAUCCACAACCAGGGCCUGGAGAUGCUCCAAGGACUGGGCAUUGGGACCCUCACCAUAUCCAUCGUCUUGGGUAUCAUGAUCCUGCAGGUGUGGAUUGCCUCCAGCUUCUUCCUGCAGCCAAAGAUGAGUGCGGCUGACAAGCAGAAGCCCUUGGCACUCAACAACCGGAGAGUGUUCCACAACUUCAACUACUUUCUGUUCUUCUACAACGUGCUGCUGGGACUGGGCGCCUGCCUCUCCCGGCUGCUCAUCAGCUGCAUCCUGGGCACGUGGCUGAUCGCGCGUAUCGACAGGACCAUCAUGCAGAAUGGCUAUGAGGGGGCAGACAUGGGAUUCAAUGCCUGGAUCGGCAUGCUCUAUGUGGAUCAUUAUCACACCAACCCUGUGCUCGUCAGCUUUUGUAACAUCCUGAUCAUAGGGCACAGGGAGAGGAGGCUGCAGAGAGCCAUCAAAUACUGGUACCUAAAUCAGUCAGCAGGUCCCCGAAUCUCAACCAGGUCCAGGACGCGGUGGCUCCUGCUGCAGACCCUGGUCAACAACCCCAGACUAGUCAUGCUCAGAAAAUCAAGACCAGGUCACGGCUCUCGGGAGUUUACCCAGAUUCUGUUGACAUGCUGACGGUAACCUCCAGCAUUGCUGCAAGGCCAUUCCAGGAUGACCGCCCCACGACAAGGCCCAGGCUACCCAGCCUCUGUCCCCUGCAAUGUUGAUGGGAUGCAGUCACUGUCCACUGUCCACAGCACCGGACACUCAUGGGAUGGCACCGGGGCUGAAUUGAACCAUGAAGUCUCAGGUCUAAUAAUCCACUCCCUUAGUAAAAAGAUCGAGAACUAAAGAGAAUUUCUGUUGAACAAUCUUUUCUCAAUAAUGGUUUCCCCUAUCUAUGGUUAGGAGGCAGUGUUGGGGAGUUCUAUGUGGGCAAGCAGCUUAGACCACGGGAUAGAACUUUGUAUCACUGAAGAAGUUGGUAAAAUGUCUACACCAGGAGAGCUUAACUGUUUGACACAGUUUUUCUCUGGAAGAAAAUAUGGCCUUAAUCCAACAGCAUUCUCACUGCUUCCACCUUCCCAGGCCUUCUGGUGAUAGGAGAGAAGGAGCUCCAUGUCCCCAGCCUCUGAUCUGAUAGGGUCAGCAGGCACACAGUAGGCUGUCCCUGUCAUGGCCACUGGGAUGAGGAACAGAUCAGAACUGAUCUGGCCUUGGUCACAAAAUAGAUCUACAGAUCUGACAAGGAGGGACUCCCCUGGGAAAGCUGCCUAUCUGCGGAGGCAGAGAUGUGAGUGGGCUGGCAUUUUAGUUGGGGGCAAAGGUAUGGGAGCAGGAGAGCCCCUGGCAUGUUUGAGGAGGGGAGGCCUCUGGUAUUCGCAGCGCAGGGCAUCGGGGCCUGGUUAGACCACCUGGGGAGGCCCAGAUGCCAGGCUGGGAAGCCUGGACAUUUCUCUUUGUACAACGGGCCCAGUACUUACCCCGAGUCUUUGCACCCAUGCAUAAUGUCUCUGAUGGCUCAGGACUCAUGCAGAGUGACCAAGGCCAUCAUGAAGCCUAUGCAAAUGCCAAGAGGACCUACCAACAGGGCGAGGGAGGUCCCCAUCCGUCUCACCAGUCCCAGAGCCAUUGAAAUCCAGUAAUCAUUAUUGAGCACUUACUGUAAACUUAGUCCUGUUGCUAGAUGCGUUUGCCAGACUUCUUUUAAUUUAACCUUCGCAAGCUCUAAACUCUGUCAUUCUGCUUUAGAAACUGAGACAACUGGGGUGAGAUUGUUAGGGUCCCUCACCACCACUUUUAGCUAUGUGAUGCCGGCUAUAUGACUUUGCCUUUCUGUGCUGCUUUUUCCUUACGAAUAAACAGGGCAAUGAUUGUAACACUCCAAAUUAUUUUGAGGAUAAAAUGAGUUAAUACCCACAGACACUCCUUUUUUUUUGUAGUGAUCUUUAUUUCUUUUUUUUUUUGUAUAUUUUUUAUUGGAGUUUGAUUUGCCAGCAUAUAGCACACCAGUGCUCAUCCCAUCAAGUUCCCCCCCUCAGUGCCCAUCACCCGUCACCCCAUCCCCCCGCUCACCUUCCUAUCCACUACCCCUUGUUCGUUUCCCAGAUUUAGGAGUCUCUCAUGUUCCCCACAGACACUCCUAAGCUAGUUCUUGCUACAUCCUACACUCAAUAAA
Nyctereutes procyonoides (raccoon dog) is the source of this 3753-nucleotide messenger RNA. RefSeq names its product stimulated by retinoic acid gene 6 protein-like. Gene Ontology annotation, molecular function: signaling receptor activity; retinol transmembrane transporter activity. The record is from RefSeq and is a predicted model, not a curated record. Gene Ontology annotation, cellular component: plasma membrane. Bases 294 to 2210 code for a protein of 638 amino acids. NCBI's taxonomy places the organism in Eukaryota, Metazoa, Chordata, Mammalia, Carnivora, Canidae. The transcript is spliced from 20 exons. Gene Ontology annotation, biological process: vitamin A import into cell.